Molecule: messenger RNA, 4316 nt
Organism: Coregonus clupeaformis (lake whitefish)
Lineage: Eukaryota; Metazoa; Chordata; Actinopteri; Salmoniformes; Salmonidae
Product: rod cGMP-specific 3',5'-cyclic phosphodiesterase subunit beta-like
Exons: 22
Coding region: 148-2652 (834 amino acids)
Biological process (GO): signal transduction; retina development in camera-type eye
Cellular component (GO): photoreceptor outer segment membrane
Molecular function (GO): protein binding; 3',5'-cyclic-nucleotide phosphodiesterase activity
Source: RefSeq, a predicted model, not a curated record
UCACAGCAGGACCUAACUAACGUGCCUACCCUGCCUGCCCUCUUUUUUAUUUACUAGUAAUCAAUAGAUCAUUGGUUUUGUUGUCUUUUUAGAGACUGUGGUUUGAAAACUGGGACUGGGGUAGAACCAGUACAUCCCCAACCCAAGAUGAGUGCGACGAAGGAAGAUGUUGAGAAGUUCCUGGAUGGGAACCCGGCUUUCGCCCAGGGCUACUUUAACAAGAAGCUCACACCGGGGGCCCUCUCUGUGAUGGCAGGCAUCUCGGAGUCCAAGGUAGAUUUUGGGAUGUUACAGGAGCUGAGCCAGAUAGAAGAAGGCCAGAUCCUGUUCGACCUGAUCAAAGAAAUGCAGGAGAAUGUGAACAUGGAGAAAGUGGUGUUUAAGAUUCUGAAGAGGAUCGUCGCCCUGAUCCAAGCCGACCGCUGCAGCCUGUUCAUGUACCGGGAGAGGAACGGCAUCGCGGAGCUGGCCACACGUCUCUUCAACAUCACCACAGAGUCGGAGCUGGACGACUGUGUGGUGCACCCUGACCACGAGAUCGUCUUCCCCCUGGACCUUGGGGUGGUGGGAAAUGUGGCCCAGACCAAGAAACACGUCAAUUUGAAAGAUGUCAAUGAGAGUAGUCACUUCAGCUCGUUCGUCGAUGACCUGACAGAGUACAAGACCAUGAACAUUUUAGCCUCGCCCAUCAUGAACGGAGAGGAUGUGGUGGCUGUGAUCAUGGCCCUGAACAAGACUACUGGACCACACUUCACUGCUGAGGAUGAGGAUCUUUUUUUGAAGUACCUCAGAAUAGCCACUUUGAACCUGAAGAUUUACCAGCUGAACUACCUGUACAACUGUGAGACUCGAAAAGGACAGGUCCUGUUGUGGUCUGCCAACAAGGUGUUUGAGGAGCUGACAGACAUUGAGAGACAGUUCCACAAAGCCCUGUAUACAGUGCGGGCGUACCUGAACUGUGACAGGUAUUCUGUGGGCCUACUGGACAUGACGAAGGAGAAGGAGUUCUUUGACAUCUGGCCAGUGUUGAUGGGAGACCAGCCCCCCUACUCUGGACCUCUUACCCCUGAUGGCAGAGAAGUCAUAUUCUACAAAGUCAUUGAUUAUAUUUUGCAUGGAAAAGAGGACAUCAAAGUUAUCGCGAGUCCCACUCCAGAACACUGGGUUUUGUGUACUGGACUUCCCACAUAUGUGGCUGAAACUGGUCUUAUAUGCAACAUCAUAAAUCCCAUAACAGAGGAGAUGUUCAAGUUUCAGUCAGAACCCUUGGAUGAUAGUGGUUGGACCAUAAAGAAUGUGCUGUCCAUGCCAAUCGUCAACAUGACGGAAGAGAUUGUGGGCGUGGCUACAUUCUACAACAGGAAAGAUGGGAAGCCAUUCGAUCAGCAGGAUGAGGAGCUAAUGGAGGCUAUGACUAACUUCCUGGGCUGGUCCCACCUCAAUACAGACACCUAUGACAGGAUGAAAAUGAUAGAGAACCGGAAAGAUAUCGCUCAGGACAUGGUGCUCUACCACGUCAAGUGCCGUGAUGACGAAAUACAGAAAAUCCUGAAAACCAGACAGUAUUUCAACAGAGAGCCCUGUGACUGUGAAGAGGAUGAGUUCCUGCAGAUUCUGAAAAAAGAACUACCUGGCCCCAAGAAGUUUGAGAUCUAUGAGUUCGGGUUCUCUGACUUUGACCUCACAGAGCUGGAGCUGGUGAUGUGUGGGAUCCAGAUGUUCUAUGAGGUCGGAGUGGUCAAGAAGUUCCAGGUUCCACAGGAGGUUCUGGUGCGCUUCAUGUACUCUAUCAGCAAAGGCUACAGGAAAAUGCCCUAUCACAACUGGCGCCACGGUUUCAAUGUCGGACAGACCAUGUUCACACUGCUGACGACAGGGAACCUGAAGAGAUACUACACAGAUCUAGAGGUGAUGGCAAUGAUCACAUCUGCUUUCCUCCAUGAUAUCGACCACAGGGGCACCAACAACCUCUACCAGGUGAAAUCUGGUAACCCAAUAGCCAAGCUUCACGGCUCAUCCGUCCUGGAGAGGCAUCAUCUAGAAUUUAGCAAGUUCCUUCUGGCAGACGAGUCCUUGAAUAUCUACCAGAACCUCAACAGAAGACAGAAUGAGCAUGCCAUCCACCUCAUGGACAUUGCCAUCAUUGCAACAGAUUUGCAACUUUAUUUCAAGAAGCGAACAAUGUUCCAGAAGAUUGUUGACCUAUCAAAGACCUACGAAGAUGAGAAGAAGUGGGUGGACUGGAUGUCCCUGGAGACUACCAGGAAAGAGAUUGUCCUGGCCAUGAUGAUGAUAGCAUGUGACUUGUCAGCCCUCACUAAGCCAUGGGAGGUACAAAGCAAGGUGGCGCUGUCUGAAGCAGCUGAGUUCUGGGUGCAGGGUGACUUGGAAAGGGAAGUUCUUGAAAAACAACCCAUUGCCAUGAUGGACAUAAACUGCGCUGGUCAGCUGCCCAAGCUGCAGUGUGGUUUCAUUGACUUUGUCUGCACAUUUGUCUACAAGGAAUUCACCCGCUUCCAUCCGGCCAUCCAGCCGAUGUAUGAUGGCAUGCUGAACAACAGGAAGGAGUGGAAGGCCAAGCAGGAAGAGUACGAGGCCAAGCAGGCCAUCCUGGAAGCCCAGUCAGGGUCCAAGACGUGCUCAGUGUGCUAGAGCUCAGGACCCGUUUUGGAGGUAGGUCACUCCAGGAUACAUCACAGCCACACAGUCUUGCUGCCGGCCGGGGCAGGACUAGCCUCACCUCAGAACAACUGUGGAAGGACAGCCUCCCCUCACAGCAUCAGAACUUUAGAGAAGAGCCAGAGGGACUCCUUAUCAGUCAUGCAGCAAGGCUGUUGGACCGGCUGGUUCCAGACCCAUGUUGGCACAUUAUGGCCACACAGGGCCUUUAUCAUUAGUUGCAUUGGCAUAUCCACAUUUUGGAAGUUACCCCUUUCAAUAUGCUUCACGACCUUCUGAGGAAUCCUUCAUGUUCUAAUGGCAAGUAGACGUGUGGUGUGUGCGUCUUAGGGAGUUCAUUUUUGUUUGUACUAACUUUUUAAACGUAUGUACAGUAGGUUCCUGAAGGUUUUUAUUGACCAAUUAAAGGAACAAGAAGUCAACAACUUCUGAAAUGUUUCUAUAUGUAUGUAUAAUGUCAUAUGAAUAUGACACUAAAGCCCUGUUUAAACCUGGCCCCAACAUACAUUCUUUGUCCUGAUCUUGUCCACAUUCUGAUUGUGUCCACAUUUUCAGACAUAUGGUAUUAAAAUGUGUCUCUUAUCCAUCCACUGUGUCUGCAUUGUGACCAGAUUUCCUGGUCCUUUCCUGUAUGCAAUUAUUUCAGAUAUUCUUUCCAAAUAAUAUUUAUUUAUUUGAAGACACAUAUUGAUGGAAUAAGUCAAUGGUGCCACCUGUCAAUGAUUUUAGAGGGUGAAAUAAUGAUGAUUUAAAUGGCUUCACUGUGCAGAUCAGUCUACACUUAGAUAUCCAGACACAAUGUGUGUCUGACUACCUAUGGAGGUGGUCAGGAAGAGCUGACCUACGACUACAUCUGUCUAAAAUUGUGGGCACAAUCAGAAUGUGGACACGAUCAGGACAAAGGACGCAUGUUAGCACCCCAGGUAUAAACAUAGCUCAUUAUGAUUGCUUUUCGUUUUAAACAACUACCAUUUUCGUACAGAAUACUGUAUGGAAUGCACAGGGAUCCUUUUUGUUUUACAUCAAUAUUUUGCGCUUUUAUUUGUUGUAAGGAUAUAGAUUUUUAAAACAAUUAGGCUAGAGGAUUUAGAGUUAUCACAUUAAAGGUAGACUCAGCUAAAUGACGUUGCCACGAGCAGCACUGCAGAUAUUGAGACGAGCAAGAUGCAAGAUCUCGGUCUUACACAGUCACGCACAGUAUCUGUGCCUGGGUGUAUUUCAUGCUGUUAAGUUGAGCCUCGAGCUUCAACACUCUUAGUUGUUGCGGAAAUUGACCCACUAUAAUGUUUACUUUCUACAUCUACGUCAUAUAGCUGAGUCUACCUUUAAAUAACAUUUUACAAAACCUUGGUGGAUUCAUCAAGGAUCAAACUUUGAUGUAUGUUAUAAUAACAAUGUAAUAACCGUGACUUACAUUGUUCUUUACUCCUUACAGUCAGUCGUCAUUUACAUAACUGUCCAGUGUUUCCAGAUUUCUAUGAAAUAUGACCUAUAAUUAAUUACAAAAUGAGUGAAAUAGUUUUCCUUCUAAGAAAUGGUAGUUAAAAAGUAGCUUUUCUGCAUUUGAAUGGUGUGGGCUUACCCCAACAACAGAAUGGUGUGGGCAUAUACCCGGCCGCAACCGGGAGACUCAUGGG